Messenger RNA from Cordyceps militaris CM01, 498 nucleotides. RefSeq lists its product as uncharacterized. The coding region runs from base 1 to 498 and encodes 165 amino acids. The transcript is spliced from 2 exons. Lineage: Eukaryota; Fungi; Ascomycota; Sordariomycetes; Hypocreales; Cordycipitaceae. The record is from RefSeq and is a predicted model, not a curated record.
AUGUCGGCAAUCAAUCGGUCCCUGGAGCAGAGUAGGCUCGAGAUUAUGAUCCUCGCCAUCGGUGUCUUGGUUCUCGUCAGUCUGCUCGGCCUCAUCGUCUUUAUCAACCUCCGGUUCAGACCACGCGGCGAGCGCAAACGGCAACAGAAUGACUACGGCUACAAUCAAAAGCCUGGCCCGUCCAGCGAAAAAUACAAGUACCACGACACCUUCCUACAGUCAGUUCGCCGUCGCAGCAUCUCUCUUGCGGACAACGCCAAGCGAGAGUUCGCCUCUCUGACACGACGCGCCACACUGUCUGUGCCGGUCGACGCAACCGCCAUCGGCCCGGAUGUCAAGCCUCAACCAGAACACAGGCGCUUCCGGCUCGUGCCGUCUACCAACACCGAAGCCACCAACCAGGAACCAGUCCAGGACGACCAUGAGUACACAAGGACCGCGUCGUCCGGAAACGAUGCAGGCCAUGACGAAACUGGCCAGAAGAUUGUUAUGAUAUAA